CCAGGGGGCGCGCGUGUACUAUAUGUUGCUACAGAAGCCAACAUGGCGGACAAAUAUUUCAUCUGGUCAGUCGGAAAGCUAAAGCAAGAGCUCAUUAGACGAGGAGCAGUUACACGCGGCAGAAAGGUGGAUCUAGUAGAAAGAUUAAAGUCAUAUGACAGAAAUUUUAAUUUUCAAACGCAACCUAUAAAGCUUCCCAACCAAGUGGACGCACAGUGGCCUGCCAUGGGGUACCAUCAACUGGUCCAGAAUCACAAAGUGAUACUCCCAAAGCUGACAAGUUUUCAAAUUGAGGAGUACUUUUUGUACAGACUUGCAGGAGAUAAAAAUGCCUCUGCAGAUGUUAAAGCCCUAAGGAAAGGCAAAGACUUGCUAGACAGUGACAGAAUAUUAGCUUGUUCUGUUCUAAUGGAAGGAAACAACAUUUAUUUUAGUGGUAUGGUUGGUGCAGCUAUGAAAAAUAAGGUAAACACCUCACACAAAUUUCAAUGUUUUCUCAUUGUACUAAUGGACUGUUAGAAUAGACUCUUAAUAUACAAACAAGUUAAUAUUUUCUCUGUCAAGAUUUGAGGUGAAUAUGGUUUGUGGCUUUAUAAUAAAAAAUGCAAAAAAAUGCAUUUCGUUUUUCGGAAAUCGAUGCCCCCCUGACC
This is a messenger RNA of Mizuhopecten yessoensis (Yesso scallop), 650 nucleotides long. RefSeq lists its product as uncharacterized. The record is from RefSeq and is a predicted model, not a curated record. Bases 43 to 519 code for a protein of 158 amino acids. The transcript has 3 exons. NCBI's taxonomy places the organism in Eukaryota, Metazoa, Mollusca, Bivalvia, Pectinida, Pectinidae.